AUGAACACUCUUAUCCGCAACAAGACCACCGCUGUACAGGCGCACGCCCUCGAAGAUGGGCGUGCCAACCCCCUGAAGCCUGGAGCUAAGCAUUCCAGCGAGUAUUUCAAGAUACUCGAGGACGCAGAGCCCGUUGCAUGUUGUCGGCAGUUUGAGUUCCCCGUUAAUGAUGGCAUUGCAGGGGGAUGGGUCGCGGCGGCACUCUCCCGAGUUUAUGCUCUGGAAGGCUGGAAGGGAGAAAGCCUUUCUAAACUGAAGGCCACCUUCAACUUCCAGCCCGCCAAGGACGAGCCGUUGUGUCUGGACAAGGAUCGCAUAUGCAUGGAGAACCAUGGCCGGAAAGGCUAUGGGUUCUGUGCCGUGCGUUGGAAAGUAGGAACACAGUUGGAUGACCGCCGAGAAGGGGAAGCAGAGGCGGAACGAGGACCAGAAGGAGAGUGUGUUUUGCCAUCCUCAUCUUCCUUAGGCUGGUGA
Messenger RNA from Fusarium poae, 474 nucleotides. RefSeq lists its product as uncharacterized. Bases 1 to 474 code for a protein of 157 amino acids. Lineage: Eukaryota; Fungi; Ascomycota; Sordariomycetes; Hypocreales; Nectriaceae. The transcript is spliced from 2 exons. The record is from RefSeq and is a predicted model, not a curated record.